Molecule: messenger RNA, 434 nt
Organism: Medioppia subpectinata
Lineage: Eukaryota; Metazoa; Arthropoda; Arachnida; Sarcoptiformes; Oppiidae
Source: the annotation of a GenBank genome assembly
AGUUGAGAAGUUUUUUGACGUUUCUGUGUCCGCACCCAACUCUCAAAGCAAAGUAACGGCAGCCGCGGCUUCUUCUGAAUCUCAUUUCGUUAACGACAGUCAAACCAACAGUUAUGAAGAGCGGAACCGAUAAAGUGGUGAUCGUAUUGUUUGGAAUCUCUGUUGUGUUGUUGUGUCGAAGGCGUCGACAAAAGCACUCAAAUCAUACCAACAAUUGUCUGACAGACGGCACGGAACUCGAAAAAUUGACUCCAAAUACAGAACCAUCUCUUCGGGUGAAUCCGAUUCAAAAGCCUCCGAGACUUGCGAUGAAUAACUAUAGUUCAGAUAAAGAGAUACCACAGGUUUGGCUCAUAAAACACAACAUUAACGGCAACUCAAACGUCUCUCACCAUCAAAAUUAUGCAGAAAGUGAUUAUUCAACGCAACUGUUA